This is a messenger RNA of Aspergillus bombycis, 237 nucleotides long. Its product is annotated as dolichyl-diphosphooligosaccharide--protein glycosyltransferase subunit 4. The record is from RefSeq and is a predicted model, not a curated record. The coding region runs from base 1 to 237 and encodes 78 amino acids. The transcript has a single exon. Gene Ontology annotation, cellular component: oligosaccharyltransferase complex. Lineage: Eukaryota; Fungi; Ascomycota; Eurotiomycetes; Eurotiales; Aspergillaceae.
AUGAUUUCCGACGACGAUCUCCACCGUCUUGCCGUCUUUCUCGGCUCCUGCGCGAUGAUGAUGAUUGUUCUCUACCACUUCCUCGAAGUCAAUGCCAAAGAUACUGGAGUUGAGGGUGCAAGUGAAGCGAAGAAGUCGACCGCUGCAUCUCAGGAGUCAGUUGCUGCUAGCCCUUCGACAGCACCCGCAGCGGCUGCGGGCGGUUCCUCAGCCAUCGGAGGAGAGAAAGACCGGUAG